Messenger RNA from Plasmopara halstedii, 375 nucleotides. RefSeq names its product Chromo domain-like. The transcript has a single exon. The record is from RefSeq and is a predicted model, not a curated record. NCBI's taxonomy places the organism in Eukaryota, Oomycota, Peronosporomycetes, Peronosporales, Peronosporaceae. Bases 1 to 375 code for a protein of 124 amino acids.
AUGGUCAGACCCGCCAAAAAGAACGUUUUGACAGGUAGCGAUCGAAUUUCAUCAUGUAGAUUCUGUCAUGUUGGCGACAUUUUUAUGUACUUUAUAUGGAUCGGUUGGGCCAAGGCUACUGCACGUCCAAUACCAAAAGCUGUGACUACAACGCUGGUGGUGACUUGUAUAUCUCAAAGACAGUUCGACGGCAAGCGACAAUAUCUUGUCAAGUGGCAUGGCUAUCCAAAAGCAAAUAAACGUGAAAGCCAGAGAGAAAUAUCAAGCACGUAUUCCACUUCAGGCAUUUACUCGCGAAUACAGCGGGAUUUCGCGACGCUCUUCUCCUCUCUUCUCUUUGGGGGGGAUAUAGCAGAUCUUUUAUUUAAAGAGUGA